GCAGGAAGAACGUUCUCUCGCAGGGGCUCACACUGAUCCAAGUUAGGAGCUUUCAGCUGCCAGCCUUGGCCCAUCAUGUAAGUGCUGCGGAGAAUUCUUUGCAGUGCAAUUGCAAAAUUACCUCUUUUCCCGACGCCUGCGGAGCCUGUGCAAUUGUAACAGCGCUCCGUGCACGGACACGCACGCUCCGGACGCAAAAAGGCUCCAAGUGCAUGAAGAUCGAGGCUUGUAUUUUGCAUCUUUGUUGCAAAGCAAGCCGCUGAAGCUCCAGUGCGAGGGCGAUGGAGGGAGGGAGUGAGAAAGAAGGCAAAGUCUUUUGUGCUUCCCCUCCCCCUCAUCAAAGCAAAGGGGAAAUGUCUCAGCCAAAGGGAGGUAAGAGGAAGCCGUUGCUCAAGCUCCCCAAGGAGGUGUUUGAGCAGCCUCCUCCCGCCGCAGUACCCCCAAGAGAUUUGGAUUCAAAGGCUUGUGUAACCAUCGGAGAGAAGAACUUCGAGGUGAAGGCAGAUGACCUGGAGCAGAUCUGCGAGCUCGGCCGAGGAGCGUACGGCGUGGUGGAGAAGAUGAGGCACGUGCCCAGUGACCUGAUUAUGGCUGUGAAGCGGAUUCGGGCCACAGUGAACACUCAGGAGCAGAAGAGGCUGCUGAUGGACCUGGACAUCUCCAUGAGGACGGUGGACUGUUUCUACACAGUCACUUUCUACGGAGCGCUGUUCAGAGAGGGCGACGUCUGGAUCUGCAUGGAGCUGAUGGACACGUCCCUCGACAAGUUCUACAAGCAGGUGAUCGAGAAGGGCAUGACCAUCCCCGAGGACAUCCUGGGAAAGAUCGCCGUCUCAAUAGUAAAAGCUUUGGAGCAUCUGCACAGUAAUCUGCAAGUCAUACACAGAGAUGUGAAGCCCUCCAACGUGCUCAUCAACACUCAGGGCCAGGUGAAGAUGUGCGACUUUGGCAUCAGCGGCUACCUGGUCGACUCUGUGGCCAAAACCAUGGACGCUGGCUGCAAACCCUACAUGGCGCCGGAGCGGAUCAACCCGGAGACGAACCAGAAAGGCUACAACGUCAAGUCUGACAUCUGGAGUUUAGGAAUCACGAUGAUCGAGCUCGCCAUCCUGCGCUUCCCGUACGACUCGUGGGGGACGCCCUUCCAGCAGCUGAAGCAGGUGGUGGAAGAACCUUCGCCCCAGCUUCCUGCCGAACAGUUCUCCCCCGAGUUUGUGGACUUCAGCUCUCUGUGCUUAAAGAAAGUUUCCAAAGAGCGGCCGACUUACACAGAACUCAUGCAACAUCCCUUCUUCACCUCCCAUGAGGCCAAAGAAACCGACGUGGCUAGCUUUGUGAAAGUCAUCUUGGGGGACUGAGUCGCCGCACUUGCACAGGAGGGAGGGGAGAUCUGUCAUGAAGAGAAAAAAUACAACAAACUAACAAGAAGCACCAAUCGCAGCCCCCCCACCCAGUUACCUGCAGGACUCCCCCCUGCCUACUCUCACCCCUCCCUCCAGAAGGAGUCCAGAGGAGACGCUGACGGAGCAGAGCGAGGAGUCUGUCCCCGCCCCCACCUGGCCUCCAUGUCCUCUGUACAUGACCUGACACGGAGGGGUGGGGGAGACGGGUGCCUCACACAUAAUUUAAGAUGUCUGUAUGCAAAAACUCCCUCUUUGGUUAGAUGUGUCCCUCCUCUGUGCACCGCCUACUACUCAAACGUUGUUAGUGAGCGACCGUGAGGAGUUCGGCCUCGUCGCGGUCACACUCGAGGUUGUUUUGUUUUUUUCUUUUUGCUGAAAAACAGAAGUGAAAAGAGGUGCAGAUUAUAUAAAAAGAUGAAUGAUAUAAUGCUAUCUAUGUAUAAUCUAAAUGUUUGUAUACUCAAAGCAAAGUGUUGCAUCGGUUUAUUAAUUGACUGCAUGUACAGAAUAUAUCUGUGGGUGACACAGGCUCAGAUGAGGAGCAGUUGUAGAGACCUGCAGAUUUAAGGCCCUCCUGGUGGCCACACAUAGGUACUGCACUUCAACUGCUCUCCCUUGAUGACAGCAGAGGUCUACUACACGUUUUGGGCUCUGGCUGCCUGUGAGUGUGUGUCAGUGUGUGUGUGUCAGUGUGUGUGAGCUGGUGCAUGAUAUGUGUGUGUUUGUAGGGCUGCACUGGUUUGGGAUUAGAGUUGUGAUUGUUGCGCUCAGAGUCGAGAUGAUUUUCUCUGUUUGAUGAAAUGUUUCCUCUGCAGUCUCAUCGUGCCUGUGAUGUCAUCAGUUACAGUGACGCUGCUGUUGUGUAUGUGUUUUAUGGCAAAGCGGCAGGUGUCAGGUCAUUGGGGUACCUUCAUGUCCUUCUUGGUCGUAGCGUUUCAAUGCAGUAGUUUGUAUUUUGUCCUGUUCAACACAUGCAUGUGCUCAUCGUAUUGAAAUCUGAAACCGUCUCUCAACCGUUCCUUCCUGAGGUUUUUCCAAACCUUCGUAAAGUUUUUGCAGAACUCAGGUUGUAGACAUUAAUUUCCUUGAUUCUGACUCCUGUUCUGUAUCUUCUGCAGUUAUUUUUGUUACUGUAUUGACGUCCGGUGAAACAGGGUUCAAGAGCAAAAUUUCUUCCCGAAAUCGGUUCAGUCUGAUAGUUUCCGUAGCUUUGGAAUUGGUGUUGUGGUAGUUUAAGUUGCAAAUACUCGCUAACGUUUCCUUGAUCCUAACUAGGGAUGGGAACUGAUGAAAUUUAAUGAUGUCGUUAUCGUUACACUUCAUGAUUCCUGAUCAGUUUUCUGUGUAAAAAAAAAAAUAGGCCUACAAAAACAUGCCAGCAUAGAUAAAAGGAAUUAAGUUUGGAGACAUACCUCUCCGAAGGAUCGGACGAUCUAGAACUGGUUUUAACUGGACUCAGAUUUUGAUUCCCAUCUCUAACUCUUACAAUAACAGUGGUUUGGUUGAGUUCAUACAGAGCGACGUUUGUCACUGUGCGAAGUUUCAAACGAUACUUUCUGUGUUCACACGUCUGUGAGAGUCUGUGUGGGCCAUCGACACGCAACUUAAAAUUUGUAAAUAUAUGUACGGAGCGAAUUCUGCAACACACAUGAACACGUCUACCACUGCAGACGUCAAGCGUGCUGUAAACAGAGCUGUGUUGACCAUUUAAGACUCGGUCACACCAGCACCCGAGUUAAUCGCUCUCAGUCAUCACUUGUGACUCACUGUCAGUGUGAGGCGCUGUGUUGGCGAAUUUGCAUUUCCUAGGAUGGUGAAAGCGUGACCUGCCCUACUCUGCCUUGCUUUGCACGUGAUUGGCUUACCAUCAUGUUCAUACUUAAGCCAGUCCCGUUCCUCUCGCCAACCACCCAACCAAUGAAGGCAACGAGCACCAACUAGCCAAUCAGAGGGAGAGUGAGGCAGGUCAUGCCUGUGCUAUAAAAGGAAAUGCAGAUUCACAUUCAGGACGUUAAUAGGCGCUCAGGUGAGGUCUGGGCUCUAUAAAAGGGUAGGGAGUAGGUGCCAGACCGUAAGCAGCAGGGCUCCAAGAGACACAGAAAUGCACAUAUCACGAGGCGAAACGCCAAACGAGUCUGGUGUUGGCUUUUACUUCUACUUUCACUGGCGAUCGUGUUUACAAACCGUAACAGACAAUCCUGCAGUGUGUACCUUUAAAUAUGCACAUAUGUGCUAUGGACCCAUUUGCAAACUGGUUUGACGGCACCGCCCUUCAUACGAAUGGAGAGAACCAGGAAGAACAAAGUGUAGACUGUUGGCAUGACCUAGAAUGAGUUACUUUGCCAUGAGGAGACCCAAAUAAAUCGUGCUGUGUCACUCUGUGGUGUGAGCAGGGUAUGUUAGGCCGGGUUAUGAUGUCGUCCGCCGAGUGUUUACAGCUCUUUCAAACAAAAAACGACACUCACAGGUGGGACGAAAACCCUGCCGUCAUAAAGAUGAAUGAGACCAAGCAGUGACCUCUGAAGCUAAAGAAAAAUGAAGUCAGCACGAAAGUGCCAAAAACUGCAGUUCCCCUAAUGUCCACUUGAGGCUGGCUCCAAGAGUGAGUCAGUCCCCACAGACCUCAAAGUUAAAAUGUCCAACGUUACAGCAGAAAUAAACACGUUUACAGCACGGUACAAAAACAGUUUUGGUCUCUGUAACUAAUUACAACAUUCAUGACAACUGUACAUUGAAUUUUCAUAAAACUCACCUGUUAAGAGUGCGUUAAGGCUCCUCCACAGCUCCACCCUCUCAUCCAGAUAUGGUCACUUCUAGCUCCAAAAAACCAAGAUGGUGACGACUAAAACGUCGAACUCAAAGCUUCAGAAGUCACCACAAACCAGUGGGUGACGUCACAGUGGCUGCGUCCAUUAUUUUAUACAGUCAGUGGUUCAAAUUAAUAGUUACAGAUGUGCGGAGAACAAGAGCUUUGUUGUGUCGCUCUCUCAUGUUGUGGGUGCAACUUUAGGACAAAAGAAUACUUUGCACUUCUGUUUCCAAACAGGUGUGUAGGAGAAGGACGAGCAGAACACAACCUGUAGAAAAACUCUUGCACGCUGUUUUAUUCUGUCACCAGGGGUGUCAUUUAUAAACACUGUGUAGGAUCCAUACUCAAAAAAUACGUAUGGACAAAAGCCAAAAAUGGCGUACGUCAAAAAAUAUUUGUCAAUUUCUACAGUCAGGCUCCACCUCAUCAUCUGCGUCACCAAUUUCCCGUCUCCAAAAUGUUCGUAAGCGUGGGUCAAAGUUUCUCCCAUCAAGUCUGUUUUCAUAGAUCACAGCUUUUGCGUGGGAAGUGGCGUACGCCUCUUGAAGGCCUCGUUUUGUGCGUACGCAGUGUUUAUAAAUGAGAACUCGCAGCCGCUCUUUGUCACAGAACUGUUUGCCUGAUGAUCGUCCACGAACCAAAACGUCACAUGCGGGACUUUUUCUGCAACAGUGCAACUUUAGGGAACGUUAGAAGCUGUUAGUUAGGUGCAGCAGACGUCCUGCUAACGCAGAAACACGAGCGUAAUGAGACUGCACACGUAAACAAAACUGCAAUUUCAAUCUGACGAACGGUACAGCCCUACUGGACACAUUUUUAAUUGAGGUGUGUGUGUGUGUGUGUGUGUGUGUGU
Molecule: messenger RNA, 5065 nt
Organism: Epinephelus fuscoguttatus (brown-marbled grouper)
Lineage: Eukaryota; Metazoa; Chordata; Actinopteri; Perciformes; Serranidae
Gene: map2k6
Product: mitogen-activated protein kinase kinase 6
Exons: 12
Coding region: 282-1358 (358 amino acids)
Biological process (GO): MAPK cascade; protein phosphorylation
Molecular function (GO): ATP binding; MAP kinase kinase activity
Source: RefSeq, a predicted model, not a curated record